This is a messenger RNA of Sodiomyces alkalinus F11, 765 nucleotides long. Its product is annotated as DUF55-domain-containing protein. Bases 1 to 765 code for a protein of 254 amino acids. NCBI's taxonomy places the organism in Eukaryota, Fungi, Ascomycota, Sordariomycetes, Glomerellales, Plectosphaerellaceae. The record is from RefSeq and is a predicted model, not a curated record. The transcript is spliced from 3 exons. Gene Ontology annotation, cellular component: nucleus.
AUGCCCCCGGCUACCCGGGCUUCCCGGAAGAAGGCCUCCGAAACAGAGAAAGACAAACCAGGCCAACCAUAUCCCCAGACCACAUCGGUCAGAAAGGCAGCCAAAACCAAUGGCUCGAAGAAGUCGGCUGCUGCCGAUAAACCCAGCCAGAAGAAAGACGACAGCCCUCCCGCCAAACGAGACGUUUCUGCGGAGGAUGGCCCUGGUGAGACUUCAUACUGGCUAAUGAAGUCAGAACCAGAAUCGCGGUUCGAGAACGGGCAAGACAUCAAGUUCUCCAUUGAUGAUUUGGCUGCCAGGACUGCCCCUGAGGGCUGGGAUGGCAUCCGUAAUUAUGCCGCUAGAAACAAUCUUCGUGCCAUGAAGAAGGGAGACAAGGCCUUCUUUUACCACUCCAACUGCAAACCCCCCGGCAUCGUCGGAAUCAUGUCCAUUAUCCAGGAACACUCGCCGGACUGGGACGCCUUGAACCAAAAGUCGGCUUACUACGACGGGACGGCCCCGGAGGACGGCAGCAAGUGGAGCCUCGUGCACGUCAAGAUCGAGCACAAAUUCCCCCAGAUGCUGCCGCUCCACUUGCUGCGUGACCUCCAAAAGGGCCCGCUGCAGGACAUGCAGCUGCUCCGCCAAUCCCGGCUCAGCGUCAGCAAGGUCACCGAAGCCGAGUGGGAGGCCAUUGUAGAGACGGCCAGGAACAUGGUGGAUGAGAAGGACUGGGUUCGGAGUAUUGAGGAGACGAAGAAGUCUCCCAAUUAUAACGUCUAA